AUGGUGGCCAAACACACGGUCAUGAUCACAGUGGUGGUGAUCCUCUCCCUGUCAGGUCUCACUCACAGCUUUCAGCCACUUGUCAUUUUUGAUGGGAGCUCCAUAACUCACCGGGUCAUCACGUCGAGGGCGGUGCUCAGAAAGACAGCUGAGGUCUGCAGAGACAUCGCAGCUGCAGAGGGACGAGACUUCAGCCUGACUGUGAGUUUCAGAGUGGAUUUAAAAUCAAGAAGAAGAAAUGCGAUAAAUUCAAAUAUCAAAUGUAGAUAUUGUAGGGUCUAUUCUUUUUACUGAAUUAUAGAUUUAGAAGACAAAAAUGUACCUAUUGUGUUUUGAACAAUUUUUUUAGCUAGCAGUUAUUUUUUGAUGGUUCAUAUCUGACAUACUUAUCUCCAGAUUGAAAACAGCCUGACAGCUGACAAGGUGCACAGAGCCUGCUCCUCUACAGCCUCCUCUUCCUCUGUCAGGUUUCAAACCUCCAUCGCCACCAUGUAUUUCAGCAAUGCUAAAGUGGAUGUGAUUUUUGCUCUGAGUGCAAGGCACCAUUUUGAUGAUGAGACCUUUGAGGAAGGACGGGAUCUCAUUACAUCAGGUAAACCUCAAACAAUGUUUCAAGACCAGUAGGGUUGGGUAUCAUUUGAUUUUGAAUGAUUCCGGUUCCGAUUCCUCGUUUCGAUUCCGGUUCCUAAUGAUCCUCGAUUCUGAUUCUUUAAAAAGGCAGGGUAUUUUUAUCUGCUUCAGGCUUAACAGCAGCUCCGUGGCCACUCCUAAAGUAUUGAAAUGUUAUUUUCUCUCAGUAAUAAGAGGCAUUUAAUCUUUAAAUAUAAAGAAUAAAACACACAAAAUACAGUGGUGACUGUAGUGCUGUGUUCAUUUAUUAUCACUAAAAAAGAGGCCAGGGCCACACAGCUUCACUUCUUGGAACCUAAACACCGAGCCAACAGUCACACCGGAGUAAACAUUCACGCUCGGGGAGGAGGUACAGUAGCUAGGGAGUAGCAAGAGCAGAAUGAAGCAGCGUGUAUACUCCUGCCUGCAAGUAAUGUAAAUGAAAAUGAGAAAGGAGUGUGUGUGUGUGUGUGUGUGUGUGUGUGUGUGUGUGUGUGUGUGUGUGUGUGUGCGUGCGUGCGUGAAUGCGCGUGUGUUGGGGGUUCUGAUUAGAAUAGUGGCAGACGGCAUUUGUGACUUGAGUGGAACCGUCUUAAAACCUUCUCUGUCCACUCAUUUCUGAAUUUACAAGUCAUACGAGUAACGAGACUCGCUACUCGCUGCUGCUCCCUCUGCUAGCAUUAAUGUUUACUCCUGUGUGACAGUUGGCUUUGGUGCUUAACUUACCUAAAACUGGAGCUGUGUGGCGCUGCCGCUACUUCCUGCUUGCGCCCGUCAGUGUUGCUCGUCCUUUUUUGACGAACAAAAAAACCUAAUAUAUCCAUUUUUUCGAUGCUUACCUGCGAGUCCGCCUUCCGCCCCGCCGAGUCCGUCUAUGAAUAUUUGAACUUUAACUCGGUACACCGGCCCGCCCCCCUUUACCUGUAAUAGGCUAACGCGUUGCCUUAGAUCGAUUGGAUUGGUUGGAUUGAUUGCCAUGUCAAGAUAGAUGGGAUUAACUGAAGAUGACUACUCUGCCGGAAAAAAACAAACCCAAAAUCAAAUUAAAAGAAAAUUUUGCUUUUAGUCCAGGGCGGGUACAACUGGCUCGGUGGGCCGGCACGGCUACCCAAUGCCCGCCCAUGCCGCCGGGUCUGAGUAGACGAUUCGUUUGUUGCUUCAAUGUUAGCAGAAGGCAGAAAUAAUUUAUUGUUUCACUUAUCUGGUUGUGACUGGUUAGCGAAAGACCGGCGAAGCGCGUCAAAGACGAGCACUCGGGUAUUUCUCCUCCAUGAAUCCUGAGGUGUUGGUCGUCCACCCUCCUUUGCAUGAUAUCACUGUGUUGCUAAUGUUGCACUGAGAUAACGGUUCAUUCUUCCUGCUAAAGGCUUCUUCUCAUACGCUUCGCUUAGGCGGCUAUUUCUUCCGGUCGGCGUCGACUCCGGCAUCGAAACUUGGAAUCGAAAUUUAAAUUUUUUUUUACUGGUUAACAAAGCAAACAGCAGAAAAAAGUUGGUGGGGAAGGACAAAUUUCAUCACAUGAUGUUUGACCUGCUUUUUUGUAUCUCUUUCUCUUAUUGAGGUGUCUCUUCUGUGAAGGCCAGUGUCAAACUGGAGAAAUUUGUGACAGGGAGGUGGACUCUUGGACGACUCUGCCAUACCUUACAGGUGAGACUGAUGAGUUGAGUUUCCUAUGCUAGAGGUAUCACCAGAUUAAAGCAGUGGUAAAUAAGUUUUCUUCUCUGCUUAUCUAGGACUUCUACAGUCACAGUAACUGGGUAGAGCUGGGGAAAAUGACCCCGUACAGCUCCCUUAUCAGGCCAGAUGAAACCCUAGAGAACCUGGCAGGUAAGAUACUGUCUCUGUCCAUGAAUCUAUGGCCUGACCGAGCCACGGUGUACACUCGACUGAGAAACAACACUAGACUUAUUGUUCUGUCAUCAAUCAACUGUCAGGGACAAAAUACCAGCCCUGCCUUGGCUUGUUAGACAUAAACGCUGCACACAUGCUCACACAAAACCACUCAUGAAAACAGGUCAAUGACAGCCACAAUGUAUAAGAGGGGGUGAAUACAAAUUUGCUUUAUUUCAACUUUGCACUUUUUUUUCUUCCAAUCAUAAUUUUAAGGUGAAAAAAAGGUCAGUUUGAGCAGGGGUAUGCUGACAAAAAACUUUCCUCUUCUCUGUUCCUCUCUGCAGGCCUGAACACUCCAACCUGUAGAAACUGUAUUAAUGGAAACUGCACAAACAACCUUCUGCCUGAUGUGCUGAGUCAGGGGCUAAUCACUUCAGGCUACUUCAGCAUCUUCUCAUCAGCAAAACCUUCAGGUAACACAGAUGUAUCAUCAACUUUCUGUAAAGUUUGACUCGUGUAAUAUACAUGUGUAGCACAAAACCUCUUUUUUUCCUUGUUCGAAGGUAAAUGCAGCCAUGGUGGGACUUUUGACCGCACAAGCAGACGUGACCCAGUUGGGGGAAUCAACAAGGACACUGUCAAGUCCAAUCAUGGCUUCCUUCACGAAAAAGCCGCUGAUCUGGCUGUGAAAGCCACCAUGGAGCUGCUGGAGGACAUCAGAGUGGCUGUAGGAGACAAGAGUUUUCUGCGGUAAGGGACACCUUCCCCUGCAGCACUUUUGGAGCAUAUAAAAGAAAAUCAAAGACCUGAAAUCUUUUUGGCUGUUUAUUUUUCAUGAGGUCAAGAGUGAGCACUGAUCACCGACAGUUAUUUAACUCCUCAUAUUUGCCUCUCUGUCAUUCUUGCAGGUUGAUGGGCAUCUCCCAGUCCUCUGUGCUGUGUUUUGUCAUUGACACUACAGGCAGUAUGGCUGAUGAUAUAGCCGAGGCCAAGAGAGUUUCCUUUGAAAUCAUUGACAAAAAGAGAGGAACCCAACAGGAACCAUCUGCCUACAUACUGGUACCUUUCAACGACCCAGGUACAAACAUACUGUAUAUUUAGCUGAAGAGUAAAUACUGUCAUUGCUUUUGAGGGACAGUGGCUGGUUAUAUUCUCGUUUUUAUUUCCAGGUUUUGGACCCUUGGUUCUGACAACUGACGCAGAUGUCUUCAAAGACAACAUCAAUAGGCUGUCUGCAUUUGGAGGAGGAGACAUCCCUGAGCUUUCCUUGUCUGGACUGCAGGUGUUCACAUGAUCAGUUUCUGCACUUCAUGAAUGUUAGCAUAGACAACACUGUCAUCGUCAUGAAAGGAUUGAAUAAAAUCUAUUUAUAAUAAAAGAUUUACUGGCCAGAGACACUUUGAAAGAUUUAACUAUAAUAAAGACUGCAAACAAUUAUUUUCAUCAACAACAUUUUUGAUAUGUCAUCAACAGCUUGCCUUGACUGCUGCUCCUCCUUCCUCUGAUAUCUUUGUCUUCACUGAUGCACCAGCUAAAGAUGCUCAUCUAAAAGGCACAAUCACUGCUCUUAUAGAGAGCACCAAGUCUGUGGUAAAAACCUUCUCUCCCUCUUUUUUUUCCAUCAUUCUUGGCAUUUUAUGACCUGUGUGUGGUUAAAUUCAAGAGGGAAAAAGCAGCAGCGAUCAAAUUGAUGUUUGGGGAGAAAAAAAAAUCCAGAUUCGGACCGUCCAUCUUUUAUUUCCUGAUUUAAUAUCUUGGGAGCAUGCCACUCUAGAGUUAGUAAGCUCUAAAAUUUAGGAGUAUAAAACAUGCAUAGAUAUUUUUGGAACACACUCAGAGUGUUUAAAAAUAGAGUAGUAGAGGACCUGAGUGAUGUUAUGUAACCUCCAAAAUGUUAUUUUUAUCCUCGCACUUGAAGGUAACUUUCAUGCUCACUAAUGUCCUGGGCAGUCGCCAGCUCCGCAGAGGUCUUCAGGGAGUGUUCCCACGUGCAAUGGGCCAAUCAGACACCCAACUGUACCGUGACCUCGCCCAGGCCUCAGGUGGUCAAACCAUCGAGGUCUCAAAGUCAGAUCUUUCUCUGGCUACAAGUGUCAUAGAGGAUUCAUCGGCCAGUGCUGUGGUGAGACACUGAGAAAGAAUCGUUCCUGAUUUUAUGUUUUACUGAAGAGUAUGUUUUUACAUUUGCUGUCUCUCUUUCUCCUUAUUUUAGGUGACAGUUUUUCAGGUGGUAAAGAAUCCUGGCAGGCCUGAUAAUUUCACAUUUACUUUAGAUGAUUCCCUGAGGAACGUGACUGCCUAUGUUACAGGAGCCUCCUCUCUCAGCUUCACUCUCACCAGCCCUUCAGGUGUUGUUUCCACUGUUAAUUCUCAAGUUAAAACUAGUUUUGUUCGACAACUAAGUCACCUUUUUCCAAAAAAUUAACCAAAAGAACCUUUAGAUUUGCUAGUUUUAGGAAGAAAAUGACAUUCUGUCUCCUUUCUCAGGUGUAUCUCAGAGUUCCAGUCAGGCCAGUGGUCCUCUAGCCUCCAUCACCACAGUAGGAAACCUCCGUCGGUUAAGCUUCAACAGUGACAACCAAACAGGAUUGUGGAAAAUCAGUGUUGACUCUAAUAGCCAGUACUCUGUUAAAGUCACAGGUCAGUGAUAUGGAUAUUUUGCGUCUGUUUACAGUUGUAUCAGCUUUGUGGCAGCCCUUUCUAUCUGUUUGUUGUGUCUAUAAUAAAGGUCAAAGUUCAGUGAACUUCAUAUUUAACCUUGUGGACGCAAACGAAGGAGUCCAUGGAGACUUCAGUUUAAAGGAGGGACGUCCUCUUUCAGGUCAGACCACUGUCAUCAUUAUUCUGACCUUGAUUUUUUUUCUGUAGAACAUAUUUUCAUCUAUCAGUGCACAUAUUACAAUACUGAAGUUUUUCUGUGUGCUUCACUACAUGAUUGAGAAUCAUAAUUCUCACUCUGCAGAGAAACAAAAGGUCUCAAUGAAACCCAUGACAUCUAAACCAUGUUUUAGCUCUACUAAAGUGGUUUUCUUUUUCUCUUACCAUCCAGGUGGUAACACCAGCCUCUUGGUCUCUGUGACAGGAAGUGACACAAUAGAGGUCACAGAGGUAACCCUGUUUGACAGCUCAGGGCCAACAGAAGUCAAUGGCACAAUGCAGGUAUGAUACAUGAUGCAUUUCAAAAACUCUAAUGAAAAACACACACACAUUCAGCCGCUAAAUAGUAUUUAUUGCUGCUUCCAAUCUCCACAGAGAAGUUUCACACCUUAAUGUUGGUGGUCCCUCGGGACAAAGCAUCAUAUUUUUUCUCGCCACAAAUCUUAUUCUGCUGUUUAAGAAGUGGUCUCUUGAAUCUGAUUUUGCUUUGUGUUAUCAUUGUUCUGUGGAAAAUGUAAAUGAAGGCUGGCAUCUAGUUAUGAAUCAGAGAGACAUUAUCAAGACCAUCAAGAGCAGGCUAGACCAUCAACAACGGUUCCUUGGGACCGUUUGCAGAUGAAAUGGUCUACAGAUGCCUGCAGAAACAGCUUCCCCCCGAACCCCAAAGCCCUCACCGAGGUCUCUGUCCUUGGUCUUUAGUUGAAUCAGAAAUUCUUACAGAUCUGCCAUACUAAGUAGCACUCCAAAGCUCUUAACUCUGCUUCUAGGGGUGAAAAUCAGAGAGAAUGACGGAAAAUCAGAGCUUGGAUGAGAAAGAAAUUUUUGACAGAAUUCUUGUCAUGCAUAUUUAAUGCACCUAGAAAGUCUAGGGUGCAAGUGGGGAUUAUGGAUGAAAUUAAAGGGGAAUGAAAAAUUCAUGUGGGUAAGACAUUUGUUUGUUUGAGGAAAGCAGGAUUUUGUCCUCAAAUCUUCACUCACAUCUGAAGACAAGAUCAGUAAAGAGGGAAAAGAAACCACCUUGUCCAUGGAGAUUGACAUUGGUCUAUUUUAUAUCCACUUCUCACAAAGACUUCCUCUUGUAGCAAUUUGGCAAUGACACAAGACGUUACAAGUUGCAGUAAUUGAGCGCUCUUAAUCUUAAGUAUCAAUUAAACUUUGCUUAUUGAUUUCAGCAGUGCGCUGUAAACCUUCAGUGUUGUGAUCAUGACACUUCAAAGUGUUGGCCAUUUCCCAGCACUGUCUACACUGUGACAGCAGAAGUCUCUCUGUUUUUUUCUGUCUUUACAGUCAGUGGGAAGUGGAAACUUUCUUGUGACAUUCAGUGGUGUCCCUGCUGGUGAGUUUGUGGUUCGUUUGAAAGGAGUGGACAGCAGCACCACCUCCAGAAUGAAAGCAAGCACCUUCCAGAGACAAGUCUCGACACGGAUCAAGACCUCCAGCAUCUCUGUCACUGUGAGUGUAAUAACCUUCAGUUUUCUGUCCCGUUAGUUUGAUCAUAGACCCAAAUAUUGCUUAAGGUAUCAUCAUGUUGGUUCUGUUCUUCUUUCAUUAGUGCUUCUUUCUAUUAAUUUACACAUUUCUAUCCUUUCACCUUUUCAGGCUCAGCUCAAUAACACCAGCAUAGAGCCAGACUCCACCGUCUCCAUCCCUUUCACUGUCAGCAACACCACCAAUGGAGUUGUUGAUGAAUCUGCAACCGGGACGUUCACAGUACGAGUCAACAAUGACCGCAGCUAUGCUACAUCUUCACCCAGCACUGUCACCAUAGCAGGGGGCAGUGGAGGCAAAGCCAAUGGCACUGUUACUUUAACCGUACCAGCCAAUGCUGCUUCAGGAACAGACGUGACCCUCACCGUCGAGGUAGAAAAUGCAGCCGCCACUGACAUCAACUUUGAGGUCAUCAGGCUGUCUGUGAUUGCCAGGGUAAGACAAAAACACAGGUUGUAUACUUUGUUGAAGAAUGCAUGAAAGAUGAAAAACUUUGUGCAUUUUUUGGAAGUCAAGCAACAAUGGCUUAAUAGUAUUGUUUGCAAUGUUUUGAUGACCUCUUGUGUUGAACUUCUACUGACAAAAAUAAAGACCAGGAAGAAAGGCUGUUCCUUUUCCAUAUUAGUAUUUUAUGUAAGUGAGAAACAUAAAUGUCAAAUAUAGCUUUAUAAUGUUCAGUCACUUCUCUGCUACACACUGUAUGUGACCAAAUAUGAAGUAAUAAUUAAUGUAUGUUUCGCUACAUUUAUUGCAAAAGCAGGAAAAAAAUUUCUGGCCUAAGUCUCAGUGUUCAGUCUUGUAGUUGGUCAAUCACUGAUAACCCUUUCCUUCCUUCUUACUUUAUCUCAUCCUUUUUCGGUGUCUGUCUCUCAGGUUACAGACGUUACCCGUCCGGUGUGCCAGGAAGUCAACACAAUAAGCAACUGUUCAUCUUCUACGUCACUCUGUGCAGCCUCUCAGUGGACGUUCAUUGCAAACAUCACUGAUGGCAUAAAUGGAACAGGCGUAGACAGUGUCACCAUUCGCCAAGGAAACGGUACCCUCAAUACCAGCAUGACCACUGGAGCAGGGGGAGAGAAUGUUACAGUAGCUACCUACAGCGCCUCCUGCUGUUCACAGAUUGUAGAGCUGACUGCUGUGGACAAUGUGGGAAACGUGGGGACAUGUGUGGGUCAAGCUAGAGCACUUACCACAGCUGUGCCAGUUACCACAGCCAUGGAUAUCACAUCUAUGGUAACUACAGCUGCAGUUAACACAACAUCCUCUGGAGGGCACACUCUCAGCACUUCACACUGGUUCUGGAUCAUCAGCGUUGUGCUUUCUCUCCUCUGGAGGUAA
This is a messenger RNA of Xyrichtys novacula (pearly razorfish), 8145 nucleotides long. The record is from the annotation of a GenBank genome assembly. NCBI's taxonomy places the organism in Eukaryota, Metazoa, Chordata, Actinopteri, Labriformes, Labridae.